GUGGACGCCCCGUCCCUUGAGCGGUUCUUCAUCUGGCGGUGCAUGAAACAACGCCACGGCGCGAGGGUCAAGAUUGGCCACGCCCCACGGUUGAGCAUGCUGGGUUACUUGGAGCCAGGAGUGCACGUGUUGGAGAUCGGCAACACCGUCAUCAAGUCUGGAACGAUGCCGAGUCCAAAGACCACUGUUCCAAGCGUGCAGAUGUUGGCACUGCAUCUGCAUUUCAGAAUGCGCAAUGAGGUUAAAAUGCUUCCAGCCUUCCUCAGGUGUUUCCCCAAUGUUGAAACACUGUGUAUCCAGUCUGAAGAAACUCGUGAGCCCACUGGCGAGUUGAACCUCAAGUUUUGGCAGGAGACCAGUCCCAUCAAAUGUGUUCAAACACAACUCAAGAGGCUAGUGUUCCGUGAGUUCCAUGGGGAGGAAGGUGAGUUUGCCUUCCUUAUGUUCAUCGCGGAAAAUGCCCGGCUGUUGGAGGAGAUGCUUCUUGUGAUGGAACUUCGAAGGCCCUCAGCACCAGAAGAACUUUUUGCCAGAAUGAAGGCACUGGAGACUACAACGUGGGCAAGCGGGAGCAACAAAGUGGGCUACAUGCUUUCCCUACCUGGUGUAGGAGGAGGGAGCGCUUGGUCUCUCAAAGCGGGUUCUGACUUUAAGCACAAUGAUCCUUUUCUCUGCCUAUUUAAAAUGCAAAUGCAGUAAAUAAACAAUCAAGUUAGACACUACUGGUAAUUUGCCACUGUUAAGCAAAUUCUUCUCGAUGCAUAUCUGACUGGAGAUAUCGCAGCUAGUUAUGUAAUAACUUUAUUGCUGUUGCUGUAUAACGUGCCGUAUUUCCAUGUGGCAUCACCUUUUUCAUUGUGUUUGCUGAUUGUUUACACAAUCAUCAGAACUAUCCAUGUUUGGGCAUGCUUGUCUGUGACCUUGUUGGUUAAAAUGCCAGGCCCUGUGAGUGGCAUUCAUCCUUA
This is a messenger RNA of Panicum virgatum (switchgrass), 965 nucleotides long. RefSeq lists its product as uncharacterized. The transcript is spliced from 3 exons. NCBI's taxonomy places the organism in Eukaryota, Viridiplantae, Streptophyta, Magnoliopsida, Poales, Poaceae. The coding region runs from base 43 to 699 and encodes 218 amino acids. The record is from RefSeq and is a predicted model, not a curated record.